CAUGUAUCUCCCACUCGUUAUCGGGAUCCUCGCAGUGGCGAGUGCCUCCCCAGUUAAGUACGACCAGCGUCAGGACGGCAAGCUGAAUCUCCACGCUAAACUGGAGAACCUCCUGCUGGUGGUGGCCCCUUCCUCGGGCUCCCCCAGCGGCUCCAUCGACUUCGAUCUCCCCGGGAUCCUUGACCAGGACCUGGACUUCAGGAGGUCCGGCAUCCAGGCGAGCAACGCCGAGGAGAGGAGAAUCGAGAAGCUGGAGGAGGCGAACGUCGAGGACCGGAAGCUGGAGGUUCUCGGUGAGGAGGCAAAGUUCAAGAGGGAUGAGCUCAAACUCAUUGGUGACGCCAUCGAAAACUGCGGACCUGGGAGGUAUCGGGAUGGGGUGGGAAUCUGUCGUGCUGAUGAUUCUGCCAAGGGGAAGCCUUGAAUACAUAACUGUUUUGUAAAUCACUAGCGAACUGGCGCUUCGCUAGUGAAUAAUUUAUACUAUUUUAUUUCAUUUUUAUUAUGCAUAUA
Diachasma alloeum is the source of this 513-nucleotide messenger RNA. RefSeq lists its product as uncharacterized. The record is from RefSeq and is a predicted model, not a curated record. The coding region runs from base 2 to 424 and encodes 140 amino acids. NCBI's taxonomy places the organism in Eukaryota, Metazoa, Arthropoda, Insecta, Hymenoptera, Braconidae. The transcript has a single exon.